GCAGCAUUUUGCCCCUUUAAUAAUUUAGAAGGGAGAGAUGUGAGAGUGCAGGUGGGGGUGGGGCGGUGAUAUUCUAAUCCCAGGCUGCCAGGGAGGAUAACAGGGAGGAGGAGGAGGUGGAGGAUGUGUUGUAUUCUGAGGGACAAGACCUCGGUGGUGGUGCUGUUCAUCUGAAGGGGGGCUUGCUUCAUCGGAAGGCUGACCAGGAGAGAAGAUGUCGGGCCAGACGUUGACAGAUCGCAUCGCAGCCGCACAGUACAGUGUGACAGGCUCGGCAGUGGCCAGGGCUGUGUGCAAGGCCACCACUCAUGAAGUCAUGGGGCCAAAGAAGAAGCACCUUGACUAUUUGAUACAAGCUACUAAUGAGACAAAUGUGAAUAUUCCUCAGAUGGCAGACACAUUGUUUGAACGAGCAACAAAUAGCAGCUGGGUCGUUGUGUUUAAAGCCUUAGUCACAACUCAUCAUUUAAUGGUCCACGGUAAUGAGAGAUUCAUCCAGUAUCUGGCAUCUCGGAACACACUAUUUAACCUAAGCAACUUUUUGGACAAAAGUGGAUCACACGGUUAUGACAUGUCAACAUUCAUUAGGCGCUACAGUAGAUAUCUCAAUGAAAAAGCCUUCUCCUACAGACAAAUGGCAUUUGACUUCGCCAGAGUAAAAAAGGGAGCUGAAGGGGUGAUGAGGACCAUGGUGCCAGAAAAGUUACUAAAGGGCAUGCCUAUACUACAAGGACAGAUUGAUGCUUUGCUGGAGUUUGAUGUUCAUCCAAACGAACUGACAAAUGGAGUUAUAAAUGCUGGUUUUUUGCUGCUUUUUAAAGACCUCAUCAAGCUUUUUGCUUGUUAUAAUGAUGGUAUUAUUAAUUUAUUGGAGAAAUUUUUUGAAAUGAAGAAAAGCCAGUGUAAAGAUGCCCUAGAAAUUUAUAAGCGAUUUCUGACCAGAAUGACGAGGGUUUCGGAGUUCAUGAAAAUUGCAGAACAAGUUGGCAUUGAUAAAGGAGACAUUCCUGACCUUACACAAGCUCCCAGCAGCCUCAUGGAAACAUUGGAGCAGCAUUUAAAUACACUGGAAGGAAAGAAAGGCAGCAGUGAUGGCUCCGGUUCACCAGUGGGCAAGUCUUCACCUGCUACUACAGUCACCUCACCAAACACUACACCAUCAAAAACUGUAGACACAUCCCCACCUAUUGACCUUUUUUCAACUCCAAGUACAGCAUCUCCUAUAUGUUCAGCUAAACUCUCCAAUGAUCUCCUGGAUCUGCAACCAGAUUUCACCUCCUCUGCGCAGGGUGCCGCAGCUGCCUCUGGAGGUGCUAGCGCAUGGGGCGACCUUUUGGGCGAGGACUCUCUCUCUGCACCUUCAUCUCUUAUCUCAGAGGCUGCUCAGCUGGAUGACCCAUUUUCAGCUGAGCCCAGUGCCCUUACUGCUGCUGCUCCCACUGAAACUCCAGCUCCUUCUGUGUCUCCUGCACCUGCGUCUAUUAGUACUACCAGUGCUGAGGUUGAUCUGUUUGGAGACGCCUUUGCUGCUUCUCCUGGGGAAGCACCUGCAACACUAGAUGGGGCUGCAGCUCCUUCCACCCCUGUCCCUGUUGCAGCGGCCCUUGAUGCAUGCUCUGGAAACGACCCCUUUGCCCCAUCCGAAGGUAGUGCAGAAGCUGCUCCUGAACUGGACCUUUUUGCUUUGAAGCCAGCUGAAAGCAGUACUCCUGUAGUUACCCCUACUACCAACACAGCUGCUGCUAGUGCUGCUGUCGCAACUACUCCUUCUCCUCUUCCUCCUACACCUGCUACAGCAGUUGCUCCUCCUCCUACUACUACUACAACUGCUACUACCACCGCUGCCACCGCAUCUGCCAGCACUACCACAGCAACUGCUGCUGCUGCUCCUGCUCUAGAUAUCUUUGGUGAUUUAUUUGAGUCUGUUUCGGGAGUAGCUGCUGUUCCAAAGCCAGAUGUUACGCCUAGCAUAGACCUGUUUGGGACAGAUGCUUUCUCAUCCCCACCGCAUGGGGCUUCUCCUGUGCCCGAGACUUCCCUCACUGGAGACCUCUUGUCUGUGGACGCUUUUGCAGCUCCGUCCCCUGUGCCCACGGCUUCACCUGCAAAGAUUGAGUCUUCCGCUGUGCUCGAUUUAUUUGGAGAUGCUUUUGAAAGUGUAGCUGAACCACAACCUCCAGCUUUGGCACCUACCGGAACAUCUGCUUCUGCAGAUCUGUUGGCUGGAUUUGGGGGAUCUUUUAUCAGUCCAACUCCUGCACCGAUUACUGCAGCACAGAAUAACCUCAUUCAGAGUGGCUUUGAUGCAGCAUUUGGAGCCAGUCAGCCUGCUUCUGCCCCUUCCCCUGCUGCAGCUCCGGCUCCUUCAGCCACUGGCAGCUCUUUUGAUGCAUCAGUAUUUGAUGGCUUAGGAGAUCUUCUUAUGCCCACUAUGACUCCAUCUCAGACCCCAUCAUCUCCACUCACAUCAGCAAAUAAUAUCGGCGGCUCCGGCAAAGGUCUCGGCAGUGACCUUGAUUCCUCUCUUGCAAGCUUAGUUGGUAAUCUUGGAAUUUCUAGCACCCCUGGUAAAAAGGGAGACCUUCUGUGGAAUGCAGGAGAAAAAAAACUCACAGGUGGUGCCAACUGGCAGCCAAAGGUAGCUCCAGCAACAUGGGCAACUGGUGGCUCAUCAACUGCUCCUAUGCAAGGAUCUGCUCCUCCAGCAAGUGGGGGAGCCUCAUCAGCAAGUACUGCACCAGGUGCUCAGCCAGCAGCGGCAGCAGCAACUGGGUUUGGUCUAGCUUCAUCUGGGACAGGGGUACCAAUGAUGCCCCAACAACCAAUGAUGUAUGGUCAGCCUAUGAUAAGGCCGUCAUUUGCUGGAGCUUCUGCUCCUGGUGCUCCGCUGUCUCCAAGUAUGACUCCUGCUUCACAGAGCCCCAAAAAACCCCCAACAAAGGAUCCCUUAGCAGAUCUUAACAUUAAAGACUUCUUGUAAACUUGUAAGAUGCUGUUUUUUUGACAUGAGAAAUGCGAGUUUGGAGCCUUUGAAGAACAGAUUGCUGCUCAGAGUUUCUAAGUGAGCCACCAGUACCAAACCCAGUGCUUAGAUUUAUCUCUUCUGAAACGCGUAGCACAGCUGUGAAAGUAACCAUUAGGAUUGUGUAUUAACCUUAGCAGUUACCCGCUAGUAUUUAUCAUAUAUUUUGUUUUCUGUUUUAUUUCAUUUUUGUGUAGCUGGAUUUUCUGUGGUUUUUCCGGUUUUCCAUGAGUAAGUUUUCCCAUGCCUUCUAAUGCUUUUCUGGUCCUACCUGGUGGGGGCAGAACACGCAGCUGUUUGUGUGCUGAGCAGUCUUGAGCGAUGUGUCUGUGUUUUAUGAACGUUUUGAUGUAUAUAAUGUUUGGACAUCCUCUGUUUCUUCUAUCGAAUAUGAAAUAUUGUAUGAUCACACCAGAAAAACACUCCAAUACAAACCUUUGUUUUGUGUCUGCGUGAGAACUACCCACAGGACUAUCAAUUGUGAAAGCAAACUGUUUUUGUGGUACUUUAUAUGCUUAUUUAUAAUUUGAAAGGAAUUGGAAA
Messenger RNA from Nanorana parkeri, 3565 nucleotides. It is a transcript of the gene SNAP91, whose product is annotated as synaptosome associated protein 91. Gene Ontology annotation, molecular function: SNARE binding; 1-phosphatidylinositol binding; clathrin heavy chain binding. The record is from RefSeq and is a predicted model, not a curated record. Gene Ontology annotation, cellular component: clathrin-coated pit; clathrin-coated vesicle; extrinsic component of presynaptic endocytic zone membrane. Bases 215 to 2980 code for a protein of 921 amino acids. NCBI's taxonomy places the organism in Eukaryota, Metazoa, Chordata, Amphibia, Anura, Dicroglossidae. The transcript is spliced from 30 exons. Gene Ontology annotation, biological process: clathrin coat assembly; synaptic vesicle budding from presynaptic endocytic zone membrane; clathrin-dependent endocytosis.